AUGUCCAAUAGUAGAGUUGACUCUGGUGCAUUUUGCGAAAUAUGUAUAAAGUGUAAAGAGAGGUUACCGGGUAAUCAAUGGUGUCAACAAUGUGAGAGUACUUACUUUAAAGGUGCUUUUAAAUCAUGGACUAGUGGUAAUCAUGAGUUGGAUAAAUUUAUAAGAAAAACGCAAUUGAAGGCUAUCGAUCGCGCUGAUUACUUGGAAUGGAUCCCUUAUGAAAGGAUUGAAGAUAUUAAAUUUAUCGCGUACGGUGCUUACGGAAGACCAUACACGAAAGCUUCCGAUAUUUAUAGUACUGGUGUUUUAAUGUGGGUUAUCUCUUCGGGUAAACAACCAUUUGCGAAUCGUGGUCAUGAUUUUCAACUUCAAAUAGACAUUUGUAAUGGUAUUCGACCAGAUAUCACUCCAGACACUCCUCAAUUUUAUCAAGAGUUAAUGGAAAGUUGUUGGAAUCAAGAUCCAAAACAACGUCCAACUAUUCAAACCAUACAAUUGGAUCUUAAAGACUUUAUCAAAGGUUCCGGAGGUGCUCGUAAACAGAUUGAAGAAGCCGAAAAAAUACGAUUGGAAUUACAAUCGGAACAGUUUAUCAUAACAAGCCCUCCGGAUACACAUAAAGCCUAUUAUACCACCAGAGAAAUAAAG
Racocetra fulgida is the source of this 648-nucleotide messenger RNA. The record is from the annotation of a GenBank genome assembly. Lineage: Eukaryota; Fungi; Glomeromycota; Glomeromycetes; Diversisporales; Gigasporaceae.